Manihot esculenta (cassava) is the source of this 2167-nucleotide messenger RNA. Its product is annotated as peptidyl-prolyl cis-trans isomerase FKBP62. The coding region runs from base 175 to 1884 and encodes 569 amino acids. Lineage: Eukaryota; Viridiplantae; Streptophyta; Magnoliopsida; Malpighiales; Euphorbiaceae. Gene Ontology annotation, molecular function: protein binding; peptidyl-prolyl cis-trans isomerase activity. The transcript has 13 exons. The record is from RefSeq and is a predicted model, not a curated record.
AGAACACUCUAGAUUACGAGCUCCCAGUACUCAUUCUUCCGCCAUUUCUAUAAAGCCCCAGUUGCAUUACCUUUCAAUCACCAGAUUCAGUUCUGCAUUAGCUUUCUUCAUCUUCUUCCUUGGAAUUUCUAAAAGCUAGAAACGCUCGUUUUUCCGAUUCAUCUGAGUCGAUAAAUGGAUGACGAUUUCGAGUUCCCAACUGCUGCAAAUGAGGAGAUGGAUGAAAUGGACGUUCCAGAGGAUGAUCCUGUAGCUCCAAUCAUCAAGGCUGGUGAAGAGAAAGAGAUUGGCAAGAAUGGGCUUAAGAAGAAGCUCGUUAAAGAAGGUGAAGGAUGGGAGACUCCUAGUACUGGUGAUGAAGUUGAAGUGCAUUACACUGGGACUUUACUUGAUGGAACCCAGUUUGAUUCAAGUCGGGAAAGAGGGAUACCAUUCAAGUUCAAGCUUGGUCAAGGUCAAGUAAUCAAGGGAUGGGAUGAGGGCAUCAAGACUAUGAAGAAGGGUGAGAAUGCCAUUUUCACUAUACCACCAGAGUUGGCCUAUGGUGAGUCUGGAUCUCCUCCAACUAUUCCCCCCAACGCUACACUUCGAUUCGAUGUGGAGUUGCUGUCUUGGACAAGUGUCAAGGACAUCUGUAAAGAUGGAGGAAUCUUCAAAAAAGUGCUUGUGGAAGGCGAGAAAUGGGACAAUCCCAAAGACCUUGAUGAAGUACUUGUUAAAUAUGAAGCCCAGCUUGAAGACGGAACUGUCAUCUCUAAGUCUGAUGGAACUGAGUUCACUGUCGAAGAUGGCUUUUUCUGUCCUGCCUUGGCUAAAGCUGUGAAAACAAUGAAAAAGGGGGAGAAAGUCCAGUUGACAGUGAAGCCAAAAUAUGGAUUCGGAGAGAAUGGUAGGCAAGCACUUGGUGAUGAAGGUGCUGUUCCUCCAAAUGCUACUCUUGAGAUCAUGCUCGAGGUAGUUUCUUGGAAGUCUGUAACUGAUGUUACCAAGGACAAGAAGGUUCUGAAAAAGACCCUGAAGGAGGGAGAAGGAUAUGAAAGACCGAAGGAUGGAACAACUGUUCAAGUCAAACUAAUUGGGAAGCUCCAUGAUGGGACCAUUUUUGUGAAGAAGGGGCAUGAUGAGGAGCCGCCAUUAGAGUUCAAGAUAGAUGAAGAACUAGUUAUUGAUGGACUUGAUAAAGCUGUGAAGCACAUGAAGAAAGGGGAAAUUGCACUAAUAACAGUUCAGCCAGAAUAUGCAUUUGGUACAUUUGAAUCACAACAAGAGUUGGCUACUGUUCCUGCCAAUUCAACUGUAUACUAUGAAGUCGAGAUGAUAUCUUUCACCAAGGAAAAGGAAUCAUGGGAAAUGAACACACAAGAAAAGAUUGAAGCAGCAGGGAAGAAGAAGGAAGAAGGGAACAUAUUUUUCAAGGCUGGCAAGUAUGAAAGAGCCUCAAGAAGAUAUGAGAAGGCUGUCAACUUUAUCGAGUAUGACUCCUCUUUCAGUGAAGAAGAAAAGAAGCAGACUAGAGCACUUAAAAUUACUUGCAAACUUAACGAUGCAGCUUGCAAGCUGAAGCUCAAAGAUUAUAAACAGGCUGAGAAGCUUUGCACGAAGGUGUUGGAACUUGAUAGUAGGAAUGUGAAAGCCUUGUAUCGAAGAGCACAGGCAUAUAUGCAACUUGUUGAUUUGGAUUUGGCGGAGAUGGACAUUAAAAAAGCGCUUGAAAUCGAUCCUGACAAUCGGGAUGUGAAGCUGGAAUACAAAAUUUUGAAAGAAAAGGUGAGAGAGUACAACAAGAAGGAUGCACAAUUUUAUGGCAAUAUAUUUGCAAAGAUGAACAAGAAUGCAUCAGCCAAGCAGGAUCCAAUGCCAAUGGCCAUAGAUAGCAAGGCAUGAUAGCAAGUGAGCUUUUGCAAGCCCCUCACACCCCCAAUCCACCCCCCCCCCAAAAAAAAAAAAAAAAAAAAGAAAAGAAAAAACUCUCUUUCUCUAUCAGAUGAAUACUUUGUAUGUGUCAUCCAAUAAAUAUUAAUAAAGUAGUGUGUAACCGUUGGAUGUAAGUCUCUAGAAGAUGAUGUGAUGGAUUGUGGGCUCAAAUGUAUACUGCAUCACCCGAAGCAUGUAAUGGAAAAUUAUGCUAAAACUUAAGGCGUUGGUUCUGUUUGCGUUGCGUUCCUUA